AUGGCCUUGUAUAUCGAAAAAAGGGAACAAAGGUCUCUGACCACGGCCACUUCGGGAAGCCCGCGUUUUGAUCUCCGGAUGGUUGCCGAAUUGGGUCUUAAAGACCUUGUCAACCCACCAGAGAUUCCAUUCCCAUUCAGGCGGAUCAGCAAGACAACAAUAGGUGUCCUGGCUGGCAAGAUGAGGUACGAAGUAGUCAAUGUUGUUAGCGUGAACCUCUCCUGCAGGUUCACGUCCACCCAACAACGCCAGGCUAUGCAGGAUGCAGGCAGUUAG
Pyricularia oryzae 70-15 is the source of this 276-nucleotide messenger RNA. RefSeq lists its product as uncharacterized. The coding region runs from base 1 to 276 and encodes 91 amino acids. The record is from RefSeq and is a predicted model, not a curated record. NCBI's taxonomy places the organism in Eukaryota, Fungi, Ascomycota, Sordariomycetes, Magnaporthales, Pyriculariaceae. The transcript is spliced from 2 exons.